Molecule: messenger RNA, 1651 nt
Organism: Setaria italica (foxtail millet)
Lineage: Eukaryota; Viridiplantae; Streptophyta; Magnoliopsida; Poales; Poaceae
Product: nucleosome assembly protein 1;2-like
Exons: 10
Coding region: 338-1318 (326 amino acids)
Biological process (GO): nucleosome assembly
Cellular component (GO): chromatin; nucleus
Molecular function (GO): chromatin binding; histone binding
Source: RefSeq, a predicted model, not a curated record
GGGUGCCGGCGGUACUCUCCCGGCCUUUUCGCAAACAAUCCGUCGCAAAAACUCUGGGGAGACCCGGCCCGCGUCCUCCGAGGAAAAGGCAAGAAAGAGAAGAAAACGGGGAAAAGCACGGCGAGAGCCUGGAGCCCUGGACUCUCGAAUCCCGAGUCCACACGAGCGCGAGCGCGGGCGCGCCGCCAUCCUACCCUAUAAAAUCCGCGCCCACCGUUGCCCUUCUCCUCCCAGCCCUUUGCCAUUUCCCUUCUCCGACACGCGCCUCCCGCCCCGCUCUGCUCCGCCGCUCCUCCUCGUCCCCCGCGUAAGCCCUCGGCUUCUCGCAGUCGCAACCAUGACCGACAGGGGCGACGUGCUCGACCUCGCCGCCAUCGACGCCAACACCGAGCUCACGCCGGAGCAGAAGGCCGCCCUCGUGAUGUCGCUGAAGAACAAGCUGGAGGCGUUGGCCGCGAAGCACACGGAUGUGCUCGAGAGCAUCGCUCCUAAGAUCAGGAAGCGCGUCGAUGUGCUCAGAGAAAUUCAGAGCAAACAUCAUGAAAUGGAAGCAAAGUUCAUUGAGGAAAGAGCUGCACUAGAAGCUAAAUACCAGAAACUUUAUGAACCACUCUACUCAAAGCGUUAUGAAAUUGUGACCGGUGUGGUUGAGGUAGAUGGCAUCACAAAGAGUGGAGAUGAGACCAUAGCUGAACAGAAAGACAAGGGUGUUCCAGAUUUCUGGCUUAAUGCAAUGAAGAACAAUGAAAUACUGGCUGAGGAAAUCCAAAUGAGGGAUGAGGAAGCUCUAAAGUACCUUAAGAACAUCAAAUGGUGCAGAAUUGAUGAUCCAAAGGGUUUCAAGAUUGAGUUUUCAUUUGAUACUAAUCCUUUUUUCAAAAAUUCUGUGUUGACAAAAACUUAUCACAUGAUUGAUGAAGACGAGCCCAUUCUUGAGAAGGCGAUUGGGACUGAAAUUGAAUGGUAUCCUGGAAAGUGUUUGACACAGAAGGUACUACAAAAGAAGCCAAAGAAGGGUUCAAAGCACACUGAACCUAUCAUAAAGACUGAAGACUGCGAGAGCUUCUUUAAUUUCUUCAACCCUCCUCAAGUGCCUGAUGACGAUUUCAUCGAUGAGGAUACCGCUGAGCAAUUGCAGGACCAAAUGGAGCAAGACUACGACAUUGGAUCUACUAUCAGGGACAAGAUUAUUCCACAUGCUGUUUCAUGGUUCACCGGAGAGGCUCAAGAUGAAGACUAUGACGACACCAUUCUAGAGGAUGAUGAAAAUAACAGUGACGAUGAUGAAGAUGAUGAGGAAGAGGAAGACAACGAAUGACGAUUGUGACGUAUGGAGGUCUCAUUGUAAUACCAAGCGAGAUCUAUUUUGUACUUACACUUGUUGCUUUUCUAUUUUCUACUUUGAGUGAGGGAGUUGCAGCAGGGUAAGCGGCCUGCUGAGUGCACGCAGCAGUGAAGCACUGGAAAUUUCCGUUUGCGAGUCGAAAAAUGUUUUUCUUUUACAGAGGUAUGUUAAUUGAAAUUUUGGUCCAUGGAGAGGAAAGUUUUGCAGAUAAUAGGAGUAGCAUGGCUUGCUUUGUCUGUACUGUUUAUGUUUAAAGUUUACACAUGGUGUGAUGUAUACUAUUAGCUGUCCUGCUCUUGCUCAAUC